Molecule: messenger RNA, 838 nt
Organism: Colias croceus (clouded yellow)
Lineage: Eukaryota; Metazoa; Arthropoda; Insecta; Lepidoptera; Pieridae
Gene: RpS3A
Product: 40S ribosomal protein S3a
Exons: 8
Coding region: 25-819 (264 amino acids)
Biological process (GO): translation
Cellular component (GO): ribosome; cytosol
Molecular function (GO): structural constituent of ribosome
Source: RefSeq, a predicted model, not a curated record
UCUUUCACAAGUUUGACUGCGAACAUGGCGGUCGGUAAAAAUAAAGGCCUCUCGAAAGGCGGUAAAAAGGGUGUUAAGAAGAAGAUUGUUGAUCCCUUCACACGUAAGGAUUGGUACGAUGUCAAAGCACCAUCCAUGUUCAACAAGAGGCAAGUGGGCACAACCCUUGUCAACCGUACUCAGGGAACAAAAAUUGCAUCCGAAGGCCUGAAGGGACGUGUAUUUGAAGUCUCCCUCGCUGACUUGCAAGCUGAUACUGAUGCGGAAAGGUCUUUCCGUAAGUUCCGUCUCAUUGCCGAGGAUGUCCAGGGACGCAAUGUGCUCUGCAACUUCCACGGCAUGGACCUAACCACUGACAAGCUCAGAUGGAUGGUCAAGAAAUGGCAGACGCUGAUCGAAGCCAACAUCGACGUUAAGACCACAGACGGCUAUCUCCUCAGAGUGUUCUGCAUUGGCUUCACCAACAAGGACUCGUUGAGCCAACGCAAGACGUGCUAUGCGCAGCACACUCAGGUGCGUGCGAUCAGAAAGAAGAUGUGCGACAUCAUCACCCGUGACGUUGCCAACUCUGAACUCAGGGAAGUGGUCAACAAACUGAUCCCCGACUCGAUCGCAAAGGACAUUGAGAAGGUGUGCCACAGCAUCUACCCGCUGAGGGACGUGUGCAUCAGGAAGGUGAAAGUAUUGAAGAGGCCGCGUUUCGAAAUUGCUAAGCUUAUGGAAUUGCACGGAGAAGGUGGCGGCGGUAAACACGGCGAGGCCGGUGACAAGUCGGAGCGUCCUGAGGGCUACGAACCACCCGUACAAGAAAGUGUAUAAGAAUAUACGUUUAUAGUGA